AUGCCAGAGGACAGCAAUGACAAGAUCCAGGACGAGGUGCUUGUGGUCGAGGUCACCUCUCCGGUAGAGGACGAGCGCGACGCACGCAGUCGCGAGGGUCCGCCCGUCACGAGGUGGGAGGAGUGGGCCUACUACCUCUACUACAACGGCGACAACGGCGUCGGCCCAAUGACGUUCUCGAACAUCCUGUUCCAGUCGCUCGCGACCGCCGCGGGCCACCACCCCGCGACGGGCGGCGCGUGCGCCGACGACCACUGCGUGAUCAAGUGGGGCGGGCGCGUGCGCCCCGUCGCAUCCGUCAUCCUCAUCGCGAACGGCAUCAGCUUCGCCAUUAUGACACUGCUCUUCACGACGAUCGGCAGCGCAGCAGACUACGGCUCGGUGAGCCGCUGGGUGCUCCUCCUCGCCACGCUCGUGUGCUGGGGCUCCCAGUUCGGCUUCCUCGGCGUCUCGCAGUCGCGGCAGUGGGAGGUGGCGAUGGGCCUCUUCGUGCUCGGCUUCGUGAGCUAUGGCGUCACGCUCGUGUUCUACGCGUCCAUCUUCCCGCGCCUAGCGCGGAACACGCCGAAGACGAUCGAGGCGCGGCACAAGCUCGACAACGGCGAGAUCGAUGCCGCCGCGUACGAGAAAAUCGAGAUGCUCGAGCGCAACCGCCUCAGCGCCAUCUCGACGGCCCACUCGAACUGGGGCUAUCUCUUCACGCUCGCCAUCAACCUCUCCAUCCUCAUCCCGCUGUCCAAGAACCCCAUGUCGAACAACUACGCGCUCGCCGCCACGAACGUGUACUGGAUCGUGCUCGGCGUGCCGUGGUUCGUGCUGCAGAAGAGCCGGCCCGGGCCCCGUCUCCCACGCGGCGAGCACUGGCUCACCGUCGGCUGGAAGCAGAUCGGCGCCGCCAUCCGGCACUACAAGCGGCUGCCGUAUACGUUCGUGUACCUCUGCGCAUUCUUCCUCCUCGCCGACGGGCUCAACACCACGACCGCUAUGGUCGGCAUCGUCCAGAACCAACACAUCCACUUCUCCUUCCUCCAGAACACGUACCUCGGCCUCGCCCAGGCCUGCACCUCCAUCAUCAGCGUCCACGCAUACUGGGCCUUUCAGAAAUGGCGCAAGAUCCGCACCAAACGCAUGUUCCAGGUCACGAACUUCUUCACCGUCUUCAUCCCCUUCUGGGGCAUGCUCGGGCUCUGGAACAAGCGCGUCGGCUUCCACAACACAUGGGAGUUCUGGUUCUACCAGGUCCUCUUCGGCCUCGGCCAGGCGCCAUACUACGCCUACGCGCAGAGCAUGAUGGCCGACCUGACGCCGCCCGGCUUCGAGGGCAUGUUCUUCGGCCUAUUUGGGAUCACGAACCGCGCGUCCUCGCUCGUCGGGCCGUAUGUGUGCGCCGCGAUCGUCGACACGAGCGGCAACCAGUGGAACGCCUUCAUCUUCCUCUUCGUGCUCUGCAGCCUCGCGGCGAUCGUCAUCGCGCUGUUUGUCGACAUGGAGCGUGGGCGCGCGGACGCCGUGGCGUUUGCUAUCGAGCAACGCGGCGCGACGGCGGACGUGCGCGCAGAGGUGGCGAACAAGGCGCCGGUGAUGCUGAGUGGGACGCAUUGA
Molecule: messenger RNA, 1602 nt
Organism: Cutaneotrichosporon oleaginosum
Lineage: Eukaryota; Fungi; Basidiomycota; Tremellomycetes; Trichosporonales; Trichosporonaceae
Biological process (GO): amino acid transmembrane export from vacuole
Source: RefSeq, a predicted model, not a curated record